This is a messenger RNA of Daldinia caldariorum, 2211 nucleotides long. RefSeq lists its product as uncharacterized. The coding region runs from base 357 to 1973 and encodes 538 amino acids. The record is from RefSeq and is a predicted model, not a curated record. Gene Ontology annotation, molecular function: nucleic acid binding. NCBI's taxonomy places the organism in Eukaryota, Fungi, Ascomycota, Sordariomycetes, Xylariales, Hypoxylaceae. The transcript is spliced from 8 exons. Gene Ontology annotation, cellular component: nucleus.
UGAUUCGAUGUGUACAUGUAACUGUUUUGGCUCUAGGUACCUGUUAUUCAAUAUUCCCUAACCAACCUUUAAUGAGAUGUGCGUCCCGAUUUCGAAGCUGCGAACUCAUGAAAGAAGCAUUCCUCUUGUAUACGUUGUGUGUGUAGGUACUUGGGGUAAGAUUGCGAAUGGCGUCAUACCUCUACUUGACACCCUAGGUACCUCAUACAUUAGGUACUUUACCGAGCUGCCAGACCAGCCACAUCUAUCCGAAGACGGGUAGUUGCAGUGUGUAUGGAAAAGGGAGAAAAGGGAGAAAAGGGAAAAGAAGGUGCACCUGUUGGGUACGUAAAUUUGUUGACGGCAAGAGCCCAGAGAUGGGAAAGCACCGUAUUGUACAUAAGGUACUAGCAUGGAGAAGAUGGAGAGCAUCGAACUUACCUUCCAACUUUUACCUGCGCUCAAGACGUCCGCUAUACCCGAGCAAGAUGAGCAUCCUUAAAGGGAAUGAUAUUCCCGGCAAAGAAACCCAACAGCUGAUUCCGCCCAGCCCCAACAACGUGGCCUUGGAAUCUGUCUCCGCCAUGGUUAUGGGAGGCCAGUCUUCCAAAGACCAAGAGUUCUGCCCCUGGCGUUUCGUCAAAUACUACCCCCGUCUCAUAGUCGACAUCGGUCAAAGAAAAAAGGUACAAAAGUUUCUUAAGUUGACUUUGUUUGAAAAACAUUGUUGGGAUUUUUUCUGUCUGCCAUAUCCUGGCACAAUGGAUAGAGAACCUCUUCUACUUGUCCCUAGUUCUCAAUUCCAGCAAUAUCUCAAGAUUAUCAGCGCCCAUCUGGGAUUGCAACUCGAAGUUCCGAAGGACGGACCCGGCGUCAACUUCUUCGUCACGUUCGGAGAGAAUGGCACGCCUAUUCCCCGUUUUCUAGGCCGCGCUUCUCAUCGGGACGCCUUUAGAGAGCUUACACGUAAAACUCACAGGUUGCCUGUAGAUGAUUUAUCUCAGCUCACCCUCGAUGCCUUGCAGAAGUACAGAAAGAAGAUUGAUGAAUUGUAUAAGGAACUCGAUGUGGAAAGCCCGUCUAAAAGACCUGACGAGAAAAAGCCACAAGGGGAAAAUCGCUACGAGGAAAAGUCGCAUUACGCGCUUAUUGGUGGGCGGUUGAUUGAUGAAGCACAGAGUUACCUCAAGCUUCGAAAGCCUCUCGAAAAGCAUAUUAUGACCACCGAUUCGGAAGUGGACACGCCAACACCUUCCAAAGCAGAAGACUCCGUCCGAUUUAUCGCCGUGGACGUUGAAGUAUGGGAGUUGUCACCGCUCGCAGUCACAGAAGUCGGCCUAGCAGUCCUUGACACUCGGGACAUUGCAGACACUCUUUCUGGUGCAGACGGCCAUGGAUGGUUCCCCUUAAUCAAGUCGUACCACUUCAUAAUCGAGGAGAAUAAGCACAUGGUCAAUCACAGAUUUGUCAACGGGCGUCCCAUGUCAUUUAACUUCGGGGUUUCUGAGUUUAUUUCUCGCAACCAUGUCAAUAGGGCAAUCGGCAAGAUUAUCGGAGACGACAAGUCUGAUGAUCAAAGGCCAGUCAUCCUAGUGGGACACGAUGUCGAUAGAGACCUAGAAUACAUUACGAAGCUCGGAUACAAUAUUUGGAAGGUGCCACAGGUUAUUCAGACGACCCAUAAUCCGAUCGACACGCUCCCGAUGUUCUAUCAGUUUAAAGAUUCGGGUAUAGGGCGUAGCCUCGGCGCCAUGUGCGAAUAUUUCAACUUGUCGUAUUACAACCUUCACAACGCGGGCAACGAUGCAACAUACACACUGCAGGCUAUGAUUGCUAUGGCGUUUAAGAAAAAAAAUAGCAGAGCUCCGUUUCGGAUGCUAAAUCUUCAAGACCAAUCCCCCACAGAGCAUUGCGCACCCGGCAAAUCGCCUCCCCACUCCAACAUCGACAUCGCCAGACGCUUGGGAAACUAUCCUUUAGGCAGGCAAGGAUGAAGAAAAGGGCAAUUCAUAACCACCUUAGCUCUGGGACUGAGGGUUGACUUAAGAAAGCAGUUUGAGAAGAGACUUUGCUCCAAGAUGGGGCAGUAUUGAUACUGUAGAUAAAAUAUACAACCAAUAUACAGCCCAAAUGAAAUAAAAUCCCUUUUAAGUCACCUUAAACGCCAUCGCUCCAUGGAUGCUAUGGUAUUAUACAUUUUGUGGUAGAACCAGGAUCGUGACCACGUUGCAA